Messenger RNA from Cydia amplana, 2612 nucleotides. RefSeq lists its product as uncharacterized. The transcript is spliced from 3 exons. The record is from RefSeq and is a predicted model, not a curated record. The coding region runs from base 114 to 2612 and encodes 832 amino acids. Lineage: Eukaryota; Metazoa; Arthropoda; Insecta; Lepidoptera; Tortricidae. Gene Ontology annotation, cellular component: nucleus. Gene Ontology annotation, molecular function: DNA binding.
UGGCGGCCAUUUUAGAUUUCACCCGUCAGUUGUCAAGCGAGCGGCUUGGGUAAGGUCGCGUUGGGGCUAUUUCGUAUAAAUUAUUUCAAAACAAAGGAGAUUUGAGACACACAAUGGUUCGGAACUACAUCCGGAAAACGGACAGAGGCAUGACGUACAGCAAAGAGAAGCUACUCGAAGCGGUCGCGAAGAUCCGAUCAGGCGAGCUGAACGGGUACGAAGCUGCCAACAAAUACAACAUACCUCGGACAACCUUGUACGACUAUGCCAAAGGCAAGAAAUUCAGGUCCCUAACCCUCGGCAAACCACCAGCCCUUUCAUCAGAACUCGAAAAAGUUAUUGCUGAUAAUCUCCUAGCGCUACAAGACAAUGGAUUCUAUUUCGGAAGAAAAGACACAUUAGAUCUUGUAGGAAUAUAUUUGAAAGAGAACAAGAUCAAACAUCCGUUCAAGUCUGGGAAACCUGGAGAAUGCUGGCUAACCUCUUUCUGUAAAAGAACUAAUGUAACUUGCAAACCGCUGUAUAAAGAAUUUGGGAAUCAAGACAAAGAAGUGAUUAUGGUUAAGGAAUUUUAUUGUGUACUAGAAAUGAGGAUAGACAAGCUAGAAUUAGCGGAUAAACCGGGACAGAUUUGGCAUAUUGAAGAGCAUAGUUUUUGUAGAGGGAAGAGAGUGAAUAGUUAUGAUAAAGAAAAGGAUCUAACUAUUGUGACAAUCUGUAGUGCUGAAGGCAGGAAAGCUCCACUUUUAACUGUCUUCAAAGGCGAGGAGAGCCACGAGUGGAUGCUAGGAAAGCAUGUAAAUGUCAGCCAUAACAGUGGUAUGUGUAGGGAAGUGUUUAAAAGCUAUUUUACGACGGCAUUCCUGAAUUAUAUUGACGAUAGUAAACCAAAUUUGGUAAUUUUCCAAGGUCAGAGCUCUCUAAUUGAUCUAGACAUCAUUGGGGCGGCUAGAAAAGGUCAAGUGACAUUAAUUCAAGCCCCUACUUACCUGGAAAACUUAAAUAUAUCGAUCGCUAGAACCUUGAAGCUAAAGUGGGGCCAAAUAUUCGGGGAAUCUACUAAAGAGUUUGCAGCAGCCGCAUCUCAGCGUUUCGACGAUCUACAAGAGAUUGAAAUAAGCGAGGACUUCAAAAACGCCGGCGUCCAUCCAUUUGCCACAGUUUGUGACAGUAAAUUUGGAAACGAUCGUUUGAAAAUCUACGAAGAAUUUGUAUGGUUUAAGGAUAGGCAACAGAAUGUCAUGCAGUUAAACAAGGAUACAGAACAAGUGAUAGUGAAUGAAGAUAUGGAAUUCCAAAUGAAUUUUGAGGCGGAAUUUGACAGUUCGACAUCGAUGUCGAUGACUGAAGAAGUACAAACACCAAACAAAUGCAGCGGCGAGAUAUUAAGAAGAGCCUUGAUUUCUGUCAAGAAGGAGCUAAUACAACAUGAACAGAUCCAUAACAAUGAUAGCGAAUUAACCAAAGCUGAGGAGGACCACCUAGUUGAAUAUGUCACGGAUCUAACUACCGCUGGAUUUAUAAUAACUGAAGACCAAUUAAUUGAAGCUGUGGACAAUAUACAAGGAAACCCGUUUAAGACUAGGGAGCAACAUCGUUUCACCUACGAGUGCUUCUUAAAAAGCUAUCCUAGACUGAAAGAGAAACUAUCGCGAGAGGUAUCAGACAAAAUUACCCAAGAAUCUAUCAAUGUCUGGCUUUAUCGUGUACGGAUGUAUCUCAAAAAGCACAAUCUAGAAGACGUCCUACGUCAGCCAAGACGGAUUUUCAACUUUGGAGAGAUAGCUUUGAAUCUCAGUACUAAAGACAAAGAUCAUGAAACAGAUACUACAAGUGAUGAUUUAACAGUUUUCAUAACAGCAUCAGCAGAUGGCGCUGUACAAGCUCCUUCUGUUCUAUUCCCAAUUAAGCAAUCAAUCAGCUGUCCUUGGUCGAAAGCAGAAAUCCUUACCGAUCAAAUAACUGAUGUAUUUUAUGACUGGUUGACUGAACACAAUAUUCAACUCCCUGUUGUCUUAUUUGUGCACCAAAUGACUCACAUAAACCUACCUUUGUUUGAAUUCUGCAAAGAAAAACAAAUUGUACUUCUAUCUUUGCCGCAUAUGGAAAUACAACCUCUGCAAGAAGUUUUUCGGCCGUUAGGAGAAUAUUGGAAUGAGAAUAGGGAUAUUAAAACGCUUAAAAAAGAAGAACUAGCAAAGGUUUUGGAAAAUUAUGUUAAACGGGAUUUUAGUAAGGAAAUAACGAAGAGUUUUAAAGCAUGUGGCAUAUAUCCUUUCAAUACAAAUGUUAAAUACAAUACAAAUGAAAUUCAAACCGAAACAAACGUCAAAGAAAAACAUAAAGAGGGAAAAAAAGAAAACAAUAACCAAGUUAAUCUUUUGGAAGAAGUAGAAAAAAGAAUUUCAAGCGAACUAUUAGAAGAAUUCAAAAAAACAGGAGAUGUAUGGCAAGGAGAUCCUCGACAUGUCAGUCUUUUUUUGUUCUGGAAGAAUGUCCGCGAUGAAAACAAAGAAGAUAGAAGAAAGGCAGAAGAUGAAAGCACGGGAAAAGUGUUUCUGGAGAUCUGUUUAGAAGAAAUGAAUGAUAGUACUGCGAGUUGCAAUGUUUGA